Molecule: messenger RNA, 3460 nt
Organism: Anopheles merus
Lineage: Eukaryota; Metazoa; Arthropoda; Insecta; Diptera; Culicidae
Product: P protein-like
Exons: 9
Coding region: 256-2925 (889 amino acids)
Biological process (GO): transmembrane transport
Cellular component (GO): membrane
Source: RefSeq, a predicted model, not a curated record
CACGUUUUGGCUCAGUUCGGAUUGAAGCGCUUGUCACGGCGCACGCGGUUUUUCCUGCCACUGGGAAACGGUCGGGGCUUUUUUUUGCGUUUCUGGUGGCGACGAGUUUUCCAGCCCGAAACUCGGGUUACCUUUAGUGUGGUGUGUGUUUGGUUUUUGUUUGUCCUGAAACGUUCGUCUCCAAAACACGUGUGUGUUUUCAAGUGCGUUAUUCGUUCGUGAUGAGUGCAUAAAAGCCCUUACCCCCGUCCAACCAUGAACUAUCUGAACAAUUUGAACGUCUUCAAACGGCGGCGUAACACCUCGUCCACCGACUCGUCAUCGGCCGUCUCAUCGCCGGCCAGCCCGGCGACGAUCGAUGCUGCCGGCACAUCCGCUGGUGCAGCUGGCAAUGAAGCCGGCAAACCGCGGCGCAAGAAGACGAAGAAGAAGAAGGGCCGUAAGCGUACCAUUUCCGUUGUUCCCAUCAGCGAGGUAACGGAGGCAUCGCUGGAGCUAUGGCGCACGCUACCACCGAAGAUCCGGCACGACCCGAGCAUGGUGUCCUUUCAGCAGGUUGAGCUGGAGCAUGCCCGAUUGCACGGUGACUGCCAUGAGGAUUCGUUUCCGGAAAUUCAAGGACUGGAAGAGGACGACGGCGAAGAGGACGAGGACGACGAGGAAGAGGAAGAGGAAGAUGAAGAGUAUGAGAACGAGUUCAUCACCAUUAACGUUACCAACGAAGAGGGCCAGGCGAAGGAAAUAGGACAUGUGAAGGAGAAAAAAGAGAUUCCGAAACCGCACGUUCACCACCUGGCUGGGCAUUACAUCGGCAACAUUACACCGCCGAAGCACGACGAUAUCAAUGAUACCGGGCAGACCAAUCUAGACGAGGACCAUCCGUUCCGGAAGUACUCGAAGAUUAUCUGCCUGUUCAUUACGUGGCUGCUGAUAAUGUCCUUCAUGGUGGUGAAGGACGAAAAGAUGGUGGAACCGAAGCAUCUAUCGAUUUCGCCCAGCAAAACGAAGGCUUAUAUCUUGCCACAUCUACCGCAGAGCACCCGCAUCAAGGUGACGCUCGAGGGCACGUUCCUGAGCGAACCUUACAGCAACAUUACCGAGCAUUAUCUGGAGGUGUACCUGCAGAUGCUAUCGUCCACGCUGGAAGGAAACUCUUCCGAUAUUUACUCAUCAAGCUCGGCCAAGAACAUCAGCGAAUCCUGGUACAUCCCGAUCGUACAUCCGUACCUGUUCGAUAGCGCACCGAUCGUGAAGGAGCAGCGUCUGUUCGACAUCAUCGAUAGUAACUACGAGCAGCUGCAUCAGACGAACGGUGGCCUGGUGAGGUUGAUGAUCCGUAGCAACAUUCAAGCGAGCAUGCCCAUCGCCAUCCGAUACGACCAGUCACCGGUCAAUCGGGACGUGGGCGUGAUAUACGCCGCGUUUGUGCUGAUCUUCCUGUACGUGUUGAUCAUCUGGGAGAUUGUGCACAGGACGUUUGCGGCGGUGAUUGCCUCCACACUGGCUAUAUCGAUCCUGGCGGCACUGAACGAUCGUCCAACGAUGGAGGACAUUAUUGGGUGGAUUGAUGUGGAAACGAUACUGCUACUGUUCUCGAUGAUGAUUUUGGUGGCGAUCCUCGCUGAGACGGGUAUCUUCGAUUAUCUGUCCGUGUACAUCUACAAGAUAACAAACGGCAAAAUAUGGAGUCUUAUACACUGCCUCUGUCUGUGUACGGUAUUGAUCUCUUCGUUUUUGGACAACGUAACAACCGUGCUGUUGAUGGCUCCCAUCACAAUAAGACUUUGUGAGGUGAUGGACAUGAAUCCGGUACCGAUUCUGAUGGCAAUCACCGUGCAUGCCAACAUCGGUGGCACUACCACACCGGUUGGAGAUCCUCCCAACAUAAUCAUCACAUCGAAUCAGUAUAUUCUGAAACACGGAGUUACCUUCCUCACCUUUACCGCUCACAUGCUGGUCGGCGUCAUUAUCGUCGUCAUCACUACCAACAUCCAUCUGCGCAUCAUCUACAAAAACAUCAACCAUCUCCGGAUGCACGAGCCGAAAGAGCUGAAGGAGCUGCGUCGCAACAUCAAGGUGUGGGAGCGUGCCGCCGGCAAGAUCCCGCCCUACUCCAAGGAUGCCAACAUCGUGCGCGAAACGCUCAUGAAGAAGGUGAAGCUGUUGCGCCACCAGUACAAGAAGAAGAUGACCAAGGGUACCGUCCCGGAAGAUAUCUACCGAUCGACGCUCGAGGAGCUGCAGCGCGAGCAUCCGAUCAAGAACCGGCCGCUCCUGAUCAAGUCCGGCGUAGUGUGCGUUUUUAUCGUGUCGCUGUUCUUCCUCGAGUCAAUUCCCGAGCUACGCCGCCUAUCGUCCGGCUGGGCCGCUCUGCUCGGUGUCGUGCUGCUGCUGAUCAUCUCGGACAAGAACGACAUGGACGCGGUGCUGUCGCGCGUCGAGUGGCCAACACUACUGUUCUUUGCCGCCAUGUUUACGCUGAUGGAAGCGGUCGAGCGGAUGGGACUGAUCGAUUGGAUUGGGCACGCGACGGAAACGAUCAUCCUGUCCGUGUCGGAGGAUCUGCGGCUUGCGGUAGCGAUCGUCAUCAUACUGUGGAUCUCGGCCCUGACGUCCGCGUUCGUCGAUAGCAUCCCGGUAACGGCCAUGAUGGUGAAGAUUGUGGUGGCACUGUCGGAGAAGGCGUAUCUGGGCUUGCCGCUGCAGCCGAUGGUUUGGGCGCUUGCGUUUGGACCGUGUCUCGGGGGCAAUGGUACGUUGGUCGGUGCGUCCGCAAACGUCAUCUGUGCUGGAAUUGCUGAACAGCAUGGCUAUCGGUUCAGCUUUAUGGAUUACUUCAAACUCGGAUUCCCGAUCAUGCUGGUCAGUGUGCUGGUCACUACCGGGUACCUAAUAAUGGCCCACGUCGUCUUUGCUUGGCACUAGGUCCGGAACGGAUCUAGCUACCUCUCUAGUUUGUAAAGUAAAAACACCCCCCUCCUCCUCCUGCGAUCAGACGAUCGAUGCAACGAAAGGAUUGCAAAUAUCCGCGUGUCCCCGUGUUACAGUGUCCAGUGUCCGUCUAACUGUCGUGUCUUUAGCUUGGUACCCCUUUGUCUGAAAGAAACAAGGCAACGUCCAUGAACAAGAGACAUGGUUUACAUCAGCAUCAUCAUCAGACAUCGGUUACCGUACGUCUGUUUCUUACUUGUGUAUUUUUAGUAGCGAAGCGAAAAGAAGAGAAAAUAUUAUGAACGUGAUUUAAAAUCUAAACCUCACAUCCGGAUGUGGGAGAAAUUUGGCCAAUUUAUUCAACCCACCGCGUUGGGUUCGUGUAUUUUUGAGAUGAUUAAGCGAGUUGGUUCAAAAUGGGCAAACUUGUUUUUGGGUUUUCCUUCCCGUUUUUCUGUUGUUGUUGUUGAUCUUUGAUAAGAAAUGUAAACAACAGUUUUAGACGCAAAUAAAGACGAAAGAGGCAAGA